Saccharomyces kudriavzevii IFO 1802 is the source of this 5817-nucleotide messenger RNA. It is a transcript of the gene FLO11, whose product is annotated as Flo11p. The coding region runs from base 1 to 5817 and encodes 1938 amino acids. The transcript has a single exon. Lineage: Eukaryota; Fungi; Ascomycota; Saccharomycetes; Saccharomycetales; Saccharomycetaceae. The record is from RefSeq and is a predicted model, not a curated record.
AUGCAAAGACCAUUUCUACUCGCUUAUUUGGUCCUUUCGCUACUGUUUAACUCAGUUUUGGGUUAUCCAGCUGCACUAGCCCCAAGGGGAUCCUCGGACGGAACUAGUUGCAAUUCUAUCGUUAAUGGCUGCCCAAGUUUAGACUUCAACUGGCACAUGAACCAACAAAACAUCAUGCAAUAUACUUUGGAUGUUACUUCUGUGUCUUGGGUUCAAGACAACACUUACCAAAUCCAAAUCCAUGUCAAGGGUAAAGAAAACAUCGACUUAAAAUACCUAUGGUCUCUAAAGGUCAUUGGUGUCAAUGGUCCAAAGGGUACUGUCCAACUAUACGGUUUCAAUGAAAAUACCUUUUUGAUUGACAACCCAACUGAUUUCACAGCUACUUUCGAAGUUUACGCUACUCAAGAUGUCAACAGUUGUCAAGUAUGGAUGCCUAACUUCCAGAUUCAAUUCGAAUACUUGCAAGGUAGUGCUGCUCAAUAUUCAAGCACCUGGGAAUGGGGUACCACGUCCUUUGAUUUGUCUACCGGUUGUAACAACUACGACAACCAAGGUCACUCUCAAACAGAUUUCCCAGGAUUCUACUGGAACAAAGACUGCAACAAUAACUGUGGCGGUUCAAAAACAUCCACCACAUCAACUAAGUCUCUAGAAUCAUCAUCAUCAUCAUCAUCAUCAUCAUCAUCAUCAUCAUCAUCAUCAUCAUCAUCCUCAUCAUCAUCAUCAUGUACAUCCACAUCAACCACAGCUUCAGCUACACCAACCACCACCACAUCAGAAGCUUCUUCCACUUCGAAAACUUCGUGCACAAAGAAGAAGUCUACAACCCAGCACCAUGAUACUACUCCAUGUACCAAGCAUAAAACCAGCUCUACAACCCAGCACCAUGAUACUACUCCAUGUACCAAGCAUAAAACCAGCUCUACAACCCAACACCAUGAUACUACUCCAUGUACCAAGCAUAAAACUAGCUCUACUACUGAAAGCUCUUCUGCUCCAGCUCCAACCAGCUCUACUACUGAAAGCUCUUCCGCUCCAGCACCAACCUCAUCUACUGAAAGCUCUUCCGCUCCAGCACCAACUUCAUCUACCGAAAGCUCUUCCGCUCCAGCACCAACUUCAUCUACUGAAAGCUCUUCUGCUCCAGCACCAACUUCAUCUACUGAAAGCUCUUCUGCUCCAGCUCCAACCAGCUCUACCGAAAGCUCUUCUACUUCAUCUUCCAGCUCUGUUUCGAAGACCUCUUCUACUGCUACGCCUACCCCAGUACCUACCGGUCCAACCUGUACUACUGUCGUGAACGGCUGCCCUAGUUUAGAUUUCAAUUGGCACAUGGACCAGCAAAACAUCAUGGAAUACACUUUGGACGUUACUUCUGUUUCUUGGGUUCAAGACAACACUUACCAAAUCCAAAUCCAUGUCAAGGGUAAAGAAAACAUCGACCUAAAAUACCUAUGGUCUCUAAAGGUCAUUGGUGUCAAUGGUCCAAAGGGUACUGUCCAACUAUACGGUUUCAAUGAAAAUACCUUUUUGAUUGACAACCCAACUGAUUUCACAGCUACUUUCGAAGUUUACGCUACUCAAGAUGUCAACAGUUGUCAAGUAUGGAUGCCUAACUUCCAGAUUCAAUUCGAAUACUUGCAAGGUAGUGCUGCUCAAUAUUCAAGCACCUGGGAAUGGGGUACCACGUCCUUUGAUUUGUCUACCGGUUGUAACAACUACGACAACCAAGGCCACUCUCAAACAGAUUUCCCAGGAUUCUAUUGGGACAAAGACUGUAGCAAUAACUGCGGUGGAUCAUCAAGCUCUUCUGCUCCAGCUCCAACCUCAUCUACUGAAAGCUCUUCCGCUCCAGCUCCAACCAGCUCGACCGAAAGCUCUUCCGCUCCAGCUCCAACCAGCUCGACCGAAAGCUCUUCCGCUCCAGCUCCAACCAGCUCGACCGAAAGCUCUUCCGCUCCAGCACCAACUUCAUCUACUACUGAAAGCUCUUCCGCUCCAGCACCAACUUCAUCUACUACUGAAAGCUCUUCCGCUCCAGCACCAACCUCAUCUUCUGAAAGUUCUUCUGCUCCAGCUCCAACCAGCUCGACCGAAAGCUCUUCCGCUCCAGCACCAACUUCAUCUACUACUGAAAGCUCUUCUGCUCCAGCUCCAACCUCAUCUACUGAAAGCUCUUCUGCUCCAGCACCAACUUCAUCUACCGAAAGCUCUUCCGCUCCAGCACCAACUUCAUCUACUGAAAGCUCUUCUGCUCCAGCUCCAACCUCAUCUACUACUGAAAGUUCUUCUGCUCCAGCACCAACCAGCUCUACCGAAAGCUCUUCUACUUCAUCUUCCAACUCUGUUUCGAAGACCUCUUCUACUGCUACGCCUACCCCAGUACCUACCGGUCCAACCUGUACUACUGUCGUGAACGGCUGCCCUAGUUUAGAUUUCAAUUGGCACAUGGACCAGCAAAACAUCAUGGAAUACACUUUGGACGUUACUUCUGUUUCUUGGGUUCAAGACAACACUUACCAAAUCCAAAUCCAUGUCAAGGGUAAAGAAAACAUCGACCUAAAAUACCUAUGGUCUCUAAAGGUCAUUGGUGUCAAUGGUCCAAAGGGUACUGUCCAACUAUACGGUUUCAAUGAAAAUACCUUUUUGAUUGACAACCCAACUGAUUUCACAGCUACUUUCGAAGUUUACGCUACUCAAGAUGUCAACAGUUGUCAAGUAUGGAUGCCUAACUUCCAGAUUCAAUUCGAAUACUUGCAAGGUAGUGCUGCUCAAUAUUCAAGCACCUGGGAAUGGGGUACCACGUCCUUUGAUUUGUCUACCGGUUGUAACAACUACGACAACCAAGGUCACUCUCAAACAGAUUUCCCAGGAUUCUAUUGGGACAAAGACUGUAGCAAUAACUGCGGUGGAUCAUCAAGCUCUUCCGCUCCAGCACCAACCUCAUCUACUGAAAGUUCUUCUGCUCCAGCUCCAACCAGCUCGACCGAAAGCUCUUCCGCUCCAGCACCAACUUCAUCUACUACUGAAAGCUCUUCUGCUCCAGCUCCAACCUCAUCUACUGAAAGUUCUUCUGCUCCAGCACCAACUUCAUCUACUACUGAAAGCUCUUCUGCUCCAGCUCCAACCUCAUCUACUGAAAGUUCUUCUGCUCCAGCACCAACUUCAUCUACUGAAAGCUCUUCUGCUCCAGCUCCAACCAGCUCGACCGAAAGCUCUUCCGCUCCAGCACCAACUUCAUCUACUACUGAAAGCUCUUCCACUCCAGCACCAACUUCAUCUACUACUGAAAGCUCUUCCACUCCAGCUCCAACCAGCUCGACCGAAAGCUCUUCCGCUCCAGCACCAACCUCAUCUACUGAAAGCUCUUCUGCUCCAGCACCAACCUCAUCUACUACUGAAAGCUCUAUUGCUCCAGCACCAACUUCAUCUACUGAAAGCUCUUCUGCUCCAGCACCAACUUCAUCUACUACUGAAAGCUCUAUUGCUCCAGCACCAACUUCAUCUACUACUGAAAGCUCUUCCACUCCAGCACCAACUUCAUCUACUACUGAAAGCUCUUCCACUCCAGCUCCAACCAGCUCGACCGAAAGCUCUUCCGCUCCAGCACCAACCUCAUCUACUGAAAGCUCUUCUGCUCCAGCUCCAACCAGCUCGACCGAAAGCUCUUCCGCUCCAGCACCAACUUCAUCUACUGAAAGCUCUUCUGCUCCAGCUCCAACCAGCUCGACCGAAAGCUCUUCCGCUCCAGCACCAACUUCAUCUACUACUGAAAGCUCUUCCACUCCAGCACCAACUUCAUCUACUACUGAAAGCUCUUCCACUCCAGCUCCAACCAGCUCGACCGAAAGCUCUUCCGCUCCAGCACCAACCUCAUCUACUGAAAGCUCUUCUGCUCCAGCACCAACCUCAUCUACUACUGAAAGCUCUAUUGCUCCAGCACCAACUUCAUCUACUGAAAGCUCUUCUGCUCCAGCACCAACUUCAUCUACUACUGAAAGCUCUAUUGCUCCAGCACCAACUUCAUCUACUACUGAAAGCUCUUCCACUCCAGCACCAACUUCAUCUACUACUGAAAGCUCUUCCACUCCAGCUCCAACCAGCUCGACCGAAAGCUCUUCCGCUCCAGCACCAACCUCAUCUACUGAAAGCUCUAUUGCUCCAGUUCCAACUUCAUCGAGCUCUAGCAACAUCACUUCUUCUGCUCCAGUUCCAACCUCAUCUACUCCUGCCACUGAAAGUUCUUCCACUGGUACCACCACCCUUGUUCCAUCUUUUUCAUCUCAACACCCUGGUAGCAGAAGCGAAACCACUGUCUUCCCAACUACAACCGGUACUACUACUGUCGCAACUACAACCGUGACUUCAGUCACCACCCCAUCGACAACUACAAUCACGACUACCGUUUGUUCUACAGGUACAAACUCUGCCGGUGAGACUACCUCUGGAUGCUCUCCUAAGACUAUUACUACUACUGUUCCAUGCUCAACCGGUAAAAGCGAAAGUACAGCUCCCGCACCUACCACUCCUGUGACCACAGUUAUCUCAACCACUGUUGUUACCACUGAAUACUCUACAGGAACAAAACCAGGUGGUGAAAUCACAACCGGAUUCGUUACCAAGAAUAUUCCAACCACUUACCUAACCACCAUUGCUCCAACGCCAGUUACAACUGUUACUAGUUUCACAUCAACCACAAUCACCACAACUGUUUGCUCUACAGGCACAAACUCUGCUGGUGAGACUACCUCUGGAUGCUCUCCUAAGACUGUUACAACUACUGUUCCAUGUUCAAAUGGUGUCAGUGAAAACACAGCUUCUCCAGCUACUACUCCUGUGACAACAGCUAUCCCAACCACUGUUAUUACCACUGAAUCUUCCACGGGCACUAACUCUGCCGGUGAAAUCACAACUGGUUACACUACCAAGUCCAUCCCAACCACUUACAUAACUACUUUGGUUCCAGGCGCACCAGCUACUCCUGCCACCAAUGUUGCUCCAACCACGAUUACCACCACUGAAUGUUCUGCUGGUACAAACGCUGCCGGUGAAACUACAUCCGUAUGCUCUGCUAAGAUUAUAAUAAGCUCUGCAAGCGCAGGUGAAAACACUGCUGCUACUCCUGUGACAACAGCUAUCCCAACCACCGUCAUUACCACUGAAUCUUCCACGGGCACUAACUCUGCCGGUGAGAUCACAACUGGUUACACUACCAAGUCCAUCCCAACCACUUACAUAACUACUUUGGUUCCAGGCGCACCAGCUACUCCUGCCACCAAUGUUGCUCCAACCACGAUUACCACCACUGAAUGUUCUGCUGGUACAAACGCUGCCGGUGAAACUACAUCCGUAUGCUCUGCUAAGAUUAUAAUAAGCUCUGCAAGCGCAGGUGAAAACACUGCUGCUACUCCUGUGACAACAGCUAUCCCAACCACCGUCGUUACCACUGAAUCUUCCACCGGCACUAACUCCGCCGGCGAAAUCACAACUGGUUACACUACCAAGUCCAUCCCAACCACUUACAUAACUACUUUGGUUCCAACUGCCACGGGCUCAAAUGGUGCCAAGAACUAUGAAACUGUCGCUACUGCAACAAACCCAAUUUCAAUCAAGACAGGCUCAACAUCUCCAGCUGCUGCCACCGCGCCAGCUGCUACAUCCCCAUCCCUAGUCGGACCAAUUCAAUCUACUUCUGGUUCUGCAGUUGCUACAUACUCUGUUCCUUCUGUUUCAAGUACUUACCAAGGUGCUGCAAACAUCAAGGUUCUAGGAAACUUUAUGUGGCUACUAGCUGCCCUUCCAAUUGUGGUUUGA